Cyphomyrmex costatus is the source of this 868-nucleotide messenger RNA. It is a transcript of the gene Chmp1, whose product is annotated as charged multivesicular body protein 1. Bases 264 to 866 code for a protein of 200 amino acids. Gene Ontology annotation, biological process: vacuolar transport. The record is from RefSeq and is a predicted model, not a curated record. The transcript has 3 exons. Lineage: Eukaryota; Metazoa; Arthropoda; Insecta; Hymenoptera; Formicidae.
GAACUGGAAGUGUAGAAGAACUGCAUGCAGUAGAUCCUGGGAGAAGAUUCGUCAUGUCAAUCAAAAGAUAGCAUUUUUACAUUCUUUAAAGUUCACGUAACGUCUCAUUGUAUGUACGGACUUUUUUGUGACAAAUUACGCUAUUUUUCUGUUUUAUACCUUACACGUUAUCAGCAAAGAUCGACGUUAAAGCUGGGCAACGCAUCUUACCUUUGAAGUUUUAAAAUUGUGUUCUCAUCACAACGGGGGCCGAACAAUCAACUAUGUCCGUCUCUCAGAUGGAAAAGAACUUAUUUAAUUUAAAGUUUGCAGUGAAGGAGUUGGAAAGAAACUCAAAGAAAUGCGAGAAGGAAGAGAAAAUAGAGAAGACGAAGAUCAAGAAGGCGAUACAAAAGGGUAACAUGGAGGGCGCUCGUAUUCAUGCAGAAAAUGCAAUUCGACAGAAGAAUCAGGCCUUGAAUUAUCUCAGAAUGAGCGCUAGAGUGGAUGCAGUAGCUAGUAGAGUGCAAACUGCAUUGACGACUCGCAAAGUUACUCAAUCCAUGGCUGGUGUAGUCAAAGCUAUGGACGCUGCUAUGAAAUCAAUGAACUUAGAGAAGAUCUCUGGUCUUAUGGACAAAUUUGAGAGCCAGUUUGAGGAUCUAGAUGUGCAAAGUUCAUACAUGGAGAAUGCUAUGUCACAAACCACGACUACUAAUGUACCCCAGAAUGAUGUAGAUUCUCUAAUGCAGCAAGUUGCAGACGAAGCUGGAUUGGAAUUGAACAUGGAACUCCCAUCAGGUCAACUAGGCAGUAUUGGUACUUCAACAGCAGUAAGCCAAGAGCAAGAUGAAUUAACACAGAGAUUAGCACGACUUAGGGAAUAAUG